Gloeophyllum trabeum ATCC 11539 is the source of this 1416-nucleotide messenger RNA. Its product is annotated as FAD/NAD P-binding domain-containing protein. The record is from RefSeq and is a predicted model, not a curated record. Gene Ontology annotation, biological process: secondary metabolite biosynthetic process. NCBI's taxonomy places the organism in Eukaryota, Fungi, Basidiomycota, Agaricomycetes, Gloeophyllales, Gloeophyllaceae. The coding region runs from base 1 to 1416 and encodes 471 amino acids. Gene Ontology annotation, molecular function: FAD binding. The transcript has 9 exons.
AUGGAAGCUAAAUUUCGAGUGGCAAUCAUAGGUGGAGGAAUAGCCGGGCUUACCCUCGCGUAUGCUCUCGCGAAGUCUCCCAAUAUCGAAAUUCACGUCUAUGAAGCUGCUCACCAGUUCUCUGAGAUUGGUGCCGGUAUUGGCAUGUAUUCCCGCGUUUGGAAGAUAUUAAACGCACUGGGACUGCAUCGAGACCUAGCGGCCCUCACUCAUAUCCCUGAGAGUGCCCUUGAAGGAAGGGUGGAUGAGACCAAGAUGCAUCACUUCUUGUUACGCAAAUCAGACCAGGCUGAAGGGGUCAACUAUCACGUUGCAUACGGACGAGGUGUAUCGCUUCUAUUUCAUCGGGCGCAUUUCCAGCAAGCUAUCCUGAAGAACGUACCUCCCUCGGUCAAAACCCAUCUUUCAAAGCGCCUUGCCUCUCUCGACGAACCUUCAAACAAGGAUGAUCCGAUCGUCCUAUAUUUCACAGACGGCUCUACUGCCACUUGCGAUGUUGCGUUCGGCGCUGAUGGUAUAAAGUCCGCUGUGAGGGCAGCCGUAUGGAAGAAGAAAGUGGAUAGCGCCGCCGCCAGAGGCCAUCACGAACUGGCCGCCCUUCUCACGAAGGAAAUGAAGCCGAUGUGGACGGGCACUGUCGCCUAUCGAGCACUAGUUUCCUAUGAUAUCGUAAAGGAAAAAGCGCCUAGCUAUAAACCAGAGACCCUGGAAUGCGCAAUCCUUCAUUGCGGCAAGAACAAGCACAUCACUGUAUACCCUGUCGCAAACGGCAAAAUAAUCAACAUCGUAGCAUUCUCCUCCAAGCCAGAACUAGAGGGGUCCGACUUUAACGGCCCCACGGUGGCGACGGCCACUAAAGCGGAACUACUGUCAUCGUUCAAGGAGUUCGAGCAGCCACUACAAGAUUUGCUGGCUUGCGUCGAGAGUCCGUCAAGAUGGGCCAUGGAAUUGAUGCGACCCUUGGAAACCUACCUGUCGGAGUAUGGUAGAGUGGCCAUCCUCGGAGACGCUGCCCAUGCGAUGCCCCCACACCAAGGCAGUGGUGCGGGACAAUCGAUAGAGGACGCAUACAUCUUGGCCACCUUGCUCACGCACCCUGGGUGCACCCGAGAGAUGCUCCCUGAAGCUCUCAAGAUUUACGACAGUAUUCGCCGGCCCUUUUCUCAAAGCGUCCUCCAGAGCUCAAAAGAUGUCGGCCUCAUGUACGAGUUCAGUUGGCCAGGCUUUACGGACGAGGAUAUCAUGCGCAAGGCUGCUGAUGGGAGCAUGCACCUCGAUAUAGAGGCGUUACACCGCCUGGGAGAACUUGCAGCGGAGGUACAGGCUUGGUCCUGGCGUAGCACCAUCGAGGACGACCGGAAACAGGCCAUAGAGAUGCUGGAGAAGUCCGUGAAAGAACGGGGGAGCGUCGCAUAA